Molecule: messenger RNA, 2196 nt
Organism: Hypoxylon fragiforme
Lineage: Eukaryota; Fungi; Ascomycota; Sordariomycetes; Xylariales; Hypoxylaceae
Exons: 3
Coding region: 1-2196 (731 amino acids)
Source: RefSeq, a predicted model, not a curated record
AUGGCUACUAAGAAGGAACCUACUACUGAAGAGGAUUGGAUGGAUAUGGAGAAGGAAUAUUGGCGAAACAUCGCAUCGUCUAGGGAGAAGGAUGAUGCCGCCCGAAACAAAGAGUAUGCCAUGCACCAAGACGAACUUAGGAGGCGCCUCGUGGACUGUUACGACAAGAAGGCCCGUCUUGAGCAAGACCUUCAAAACGUAAUCGUGAGCAUUGAACACUACGAGGAGCGACAGGAACGGGUGGCUCAAGACUUUGAAGAUGAGAGUAUCCGUAUGGCGAAGAAACGUCGAGAAGAAGAUCAUGCUCAGCAAGAAUGGUUCGUCCGCUCGCGCGAUAAUGCCGUAUCCAAAGAAAAUGCUCGACCGAAGAGUAGCAGCAGCAGCCGCCGCCAAAGCAACCGCGACACAGCCACUUCUCAAGCUAAUGGAGUUGGUUGGACUAGCAUCAACGGCUCUAAGAGACGCAGCCGCCGAGAAGAGGACGAAGAGCCUCCAGCAGAUCCGGGCAAUCUUCUAAGCAGCAUUUACCAUAAUCCUGUGGAUGAGUCCGACUCUAUUAAUGGUAGAGCCAUGCCCUUGCGCAGUGGUAACCGUGCUCGGCCAGGCCCGGGUCCGAACGGGGUAGGAAGCGAGAUGGAUCCUAAUACCACUGAGGGUUACGCAGCGAGUCGAACUAAAGAUAGGCUUCUAAAGCCCAAGCAACGACAUAGUCUUCCUAGCUUUCCUUCAUCGGGCCGAUCGCUAAAUGGAAAGACACCCGGCUCUGACUCUGGCACUUCUAAGACCAAGUCUCCGCCCAGCCGAAAAUCAUUGCCGAGUGCGAAGGGUUCUGUCCCCCUGACGGAAAAUCCGACACUACCUAUUAGUGCUGGCCAAGAGAUCACUCGUGAUAAGUUGGUCUUCAAAGACGAUGGCCACGUUAUUACCGAACCAGCCAUGUAUGCUGGCAUUCCUCUCGAGCGAAUCGACCACAACCACCCGUAUUGGGAUCCCGAGUGGGAGCCGUUAGAGGCGAUUAUCCAGCCCCAACUCGACAAAUGGAAGGAGAAGCUGGAUCAACUUAGACGAUCGAAUGAAUCCCCACGCCAUACCAUCUUCCUCGCCAAUCGCCAAGUUAACCGAGGCCAAUCUGUUAUUGACUUUAUAAAAGAUGAAUCAUGGCAUCCCUACCAAUUCGUGGGCAAGGACAUGAUGGGUAAAUUCUACAAGACGCUCGUCAAUUACGACACCAUGUUUCGAUUGGUCAACGUACACGAGGAGCUGAAGAAAUUUGACCUCGAAGUGACUUCACUCGAGUGGCUACGCCAACGCAUGUAUGAUAUUGCGGAAGCUCAGGGAGAUAAGUUCAACCUAUCCAAGACUAUGCACGACUUGUAUCACGAUGCCUCGCUUAAAUAUCUGAGAGAGAAGCAUGGAUUUGGAAACAUCGGAAGGCCGUCGGGAUACAAACUGAACAAGGACCCAGAAAAGGCCGCGGCCAAGAAGUUUAAGCAGGAGGCUAAGCAAGAGGCAAACCAGGAAAUUAAGCAGGAGUCUGGUUCAAUACGACGCAAAGCCCGGCGAUCUAUCGGCCAGGUAGACCCUGACGAUACGCCAAGCAUAGAUGAUAUGCAAAGGGGGCUUGAGCAGCCACAGUCCGAGCCCUUGGAACCGGUAACACCUCGCUUGCAGAAACGUCAACGAAUAGAGCCCGUGCUUACUGUGGAGGAGCCCGAGGAUGAUGACCUCGAACACAGCGGCUGGACAUCGACAGACUCUUUCUCCGCAGGCCGAAUCAUGCAUCUUGACUGGCGCGUAUACCAAAUUAAGACGCGAGCUCUGACCACCAGUCCGGAGGUGACGCAGUACUGGACCUGGAAACAGGAGAAGAACCUGUUCGAGCACCAGGUGUUGCGAGAUGUACAUCCAAAGGUUACCUGGGGCUUCUACCAAAAGCCGAUCAACUUUGAUUUGUCUUUGGAGGAAAUCAUUGAAAUAAAGUAUGCGCCAGACAGCCAAAAGAUAAUUGUGUACAUCACCGACGAGAAGCGCGGCAACACUCUGGCGUACUUCAAGCGAGAGCGAACUAAGAAGCGCUUCCUCUCAUUUGCGAAGAAGAAGGGGAUCAAACUUGCCAAGAGCACUCGCCUGCAAGUCGAGAAGCUAUGGGAGACGAUGGAGUCGUUGACGCUGCCUGACGAGGACUCGGAAACUUGA